Molecule: messenger RNA, 3441 nt
Organism: Cicer arietinum (chickpea)
Lineage: Eukaryota; Viridiplantae; Streptophyta; Magnoliopsida; Fabales; Fabaceae
Product: kinesin-like protein KIN-7E
Biological process (GO): microtubule-based movement
Molecular function (GO): ATP binding; microtubule motor activity; microtubule binding
Source: RefSeq, a predicted model, not a curated record
AGCACUGUCUCUUUCUUUUAUUAUUCUUCUUUAUGAUAUCGGUUUGUCGGUGAUGUUGUAUAUUUUUUCUUUCUAUUUUUCGGUUCAUAAAUUCCAAAGUUUAAUGCUACAUUUUGCUUGAUUCUGAUUCGGAUUCGGAUUAGAUUAGAUUAGAUUGAAUUUCACUUGCUUAGUUCAAAAAUCCACUCCAGUUUUGAACCAUAAACUGGAGCAGUUAUGGUUUGAGUUAUUGAAUUACGAUCACCGCUGUAGAGUUUUUUCAUAAGAACAUCAUUACUGAAAAACAGAGGAUUUUGAAAAUUCCUUGGUUUAUGUGUGAGUUGCUUUUGUAGGAGAGUGAAAAUUGAAAAAGAAGAAGUUAGGUCCUGUUUGUUUGGGACCAAUGCUAUGGAAAGAUGGGGUUGUUUUGAAUUGUGAUUAGCCUGUGGAAAGAGCAUUUGGGUUGGGUUUGGGAGUGAGAAAUGGGAGCUAUUGCUGGAGAAGAGUUGUCUAAAUGGGAGAAGAUGCAAGGAGGAGUGAGUGGGGCUGAAGAGAAGAUUCUUGUGUUACUAAGGUUGAGACCUUUGAGUGAUAAGGAAAUUUCUGCUAAUGAAUCAGCAGAUUGGGAAUGUAUUAAUGAUACUACCAUCUUGUACCGUAAUACUCUUCGUGAAGGUUCUACAUUUCCAAGUGCCUACACAUUUGACAGAGUAUUUCGGGGUGACUGUGCUACAAGGCAGGUAUAUGAGGAAGGAGCCAAAGAAAUUGCCCUUUCAGUUGUUGGUGGAAUUAAUUCGAGUAUUUUUGCAUAUGGACAAACAAGCAGUGGAAAGACAUACACUAUGGUUGGAAUAACCGAAUUUGCUGUUGCAGAUAUAUUUGACUAUGUAAAGAGGCAUGAAGAAAGAGCAUUUGCAUUGAAGUUCUCAGCAAUUGAAAUUUACAAUGAAGUUGUUAGAGACCUCCUUAGCACAGAUAGCACUCCACUUAGGCUGCGUGAUGAUCCUGAGAGAGGACCCAUUUUGGAGAAACUUACAGAGGAGACUCUACAGGACUGGGGGCAUUUGAAAGAACUUCUAUCGUUUUGUGAAGCUCAGAGACAGGUUGGAGAGACAUACCUGAAUGAAAAGAGUUCUAGAUCUCACCAAAUUAUCAGAUUGACAAUGGAAAGUUCUGCCAGGGAAUUUCUGGGAAAAGGCAACUCAGCCACCCUAUCUGCUAGUGUGAAUUUUGUUGAUUUGGCAGGAAGUGAGCGCGCAUCUCAGGUAUCAUCAGCUGGGGUGAGAUUGAAAGAAGGUUGUCAUAUAAACCGGAGUUUGCUUACUCUUAGUACCGUCAUUCGUAAGCUUAGUAAGGGAAGACAUGGACACAUCAAUUACAGAGAUUCAAAGUUGACACGCAUACUGCAGCCUUGUUUAGGUGGCAAUGCUAGAACAGCUAUCGUUUGCACUUUGAGCCCUGCGCGAAGUCAUGUUGAGCAAACUAGAAAUACACUUCUUUUUGCUUGUUGUGCAAAAGAAGUGACCACUAAAGCACAGGUGAAUGUAGUGAUGUCUGAUAAGGCCUUGGUCAAGCAUUUGCAGAAAGAGGUGGCCAGGUUGGAGAGCGAGUUAAAAGUUCCUGCUGCUACCUCCAAUUGUGAUUAUGCAGCAUUGUUGAGAAAGAAAGAUCUCCAGUUAGAAAAGAUGGAUAAGCAAAUCAGGGAGCUAACUAAGCAACGUGAUCUUGCUGAAUCAAGGAUCGAGGAUUUGCUGCGCAUGGUGGGAAAGGAGCAGAAAUCUAAAAAAGAAGGAGAAGAUAUUUGGGAAGAUGACUGUUCAGUAUCAGAGUCAUCAAGCAUCUGCGGUCCCAAUAUACGCAUUAGAGAGUUCAACAAUCCUCACUAUAAUGGUGGAGACAGUGGAAGUAAUCAAGAUGAAGACCUUGAUGAAUACUGCAAAGAAGUUCGAUGUGUCGAGUUGGAGGAGUCAAGUAGAGACAACUCAGAAUAUCUCGAUCCAUCGCCUAGUGACAAUGGGGUGUUGGCUUUGACAGGAUCUGGAGGGGGAAAUGGAUCAAGCCAGGAAAUAUCUACAAAUUUGAAUGAAGACAGUCAGAACCAAGGAAACUCAACAUACGGUCUUCGGAAUGAACAAUCUCUACAUGUCAUGUUAGGAAACAUGUCUAAUUAUAAGAAUAUCAAAUUAACUAGAAGCCGGAGUUGUUCGGAGUAUCACAUGACUGGUUCUCCUGAGACAGGAGAAAUGGAGAGGACUCCAGCCAAUGGGUUUGAAACAGGAUUUCCUGGAAGACCAGAUGGUUUGUGGAGGAAGUUCCCUCCAUUGAACUACGAUGACUCCACAAGGUUUUCAAGGAACGAUUCUCAGUCUUCUAUUGGAAGUCCGUCGGUGGAUGAGCUUAGAGGCAACAGCAUGAGAACAUCUGCUGAUGAUGAUGUUACUAGCAUCCAUACUUUUGUUGCUGGGAUGAAAGAAAUGGUCAAACUUGAAUAUGAAAAGCAGGAUCAGGAGACAGGACAAAAACUAUUGAAUUUUGAGAGGAAUGUGAAAGAUGUAGGGUUGGAUCCAAUGCUGGAGGCACCAGGAACUCCUUUGAACUGGUCUCUGCAGUUCAAGAGACAACAAAAAGAGAUAAUUGAACUGUGGCAAUCUUGCUAUGUACCAUUAACCCACAGGACCUACUUCUUUCUUUUGUUCAAGGGUGACCAAACAGACUCCAUUUACAUGGAGGUAGAGCUUAGAAGACUAAGUUUCUUAAAAGAAACAUUUUUUUAUGGAGACCAAUCUGAGAAAGACAGCCAAACAAUCACAUUAGCUUCAAGUGUGAAAGCUCUUCGGCGGGAGAGAGAAAUGCUUGUAAAGCUUAUGCAGAAGAGGUUUUCUGAGGAAGAAAGAAAAAGGGUAUUCAAGGAAUGGGGCAUUGGAUUGGAUUCAAAGCGCAGAAGGAUGCAGCUAGCAAACCGUUUAUGGAGCGACACUGAUAUGAACCAUGUAAUGCAGAGUGCUGCAAUUGUUGCAAGGUUAGUAAGAUUUUCAGAACAAGGAAGAUUUCUCAAGGAGAUGUUUGGCCUUAGCUUCACCCCUCAACUCACACAUAGGAGAAAUUCAUGGAAAAGUACAAGAGCUUCUCUUCCAUAGUCACAUUCUUUUUUUUGUGUGUGUGCCUCACACUUGUACAGUGUUAGAAAAUUAUAUCACAGUUUCUGAUUCGUCUUUGUUCUAACUUGUUCAACAAACAAGUUCAUCUCCAUUGGGAUAUAGAGAUGUAUGUUUUGGGCGGUUGUAUUGUUAUUGUCUGGUAACGCCAUUGUCGUUUCUUGUAGUACAAGUUAACAAUUGAUUGUGUCUUUUCUUCCCUUUUUUCUUUCUUGGUGUAAAGGUUUGUUUGUUGUGUUGCUUGCUUCAAUGUGUGUAAUAACUGUAGUCUUUUCUAAUCAUUCAUCUUACUCUGAACAAAUUAAAA